CAUCGCCGGCCCCUAUCAGGACACAGGCAAUUUUGCAAUCUUGGACACUAUUUAUGUGCUGUUGGAGUUUAAACUUUGCCACUCGGGUCAGGGCAUCGCAGAGGAGGAGGUGGCCAGGCUCUGUGUCCCGCACACCGAAGGAGUUCAGAGGCCAGGACGGAUCUGAGGGCUUCCCACUGGAGCUGGGAUCUCACACAGCCAUGGCCUCCACUGUGAGUGGCCUUGACAGCAUCGACCUGCUGGAUCUCCUCUUUGAUCGCCAGGAUGGAAUCCUCCGUGGUGUGGAGCUGGGGACGACAUCUCCAGGCACCUGGCACGAGGAUGGGCGUGCCCAGGAUGGCGAGGACUUCCUUAGCUCCAUUCUGGGCUCUGGAGACUCGAUAUCAGACUCGCCCAGCUGGUCCCCAGGUGUCAGUGACAGUGGAGGCUCUGAGGACCCCCCCUCUGAUCAACUCGACAGCCCCCCCGGGUGCUGUGACGGAGGGCUCAGCGAGGCCCCAUACGCCUUUACCAACUCCUGCCAGGUUCUGACACACCCUGGGGGCACUGGAGGCCCCCACCCUGACGUCUCCAUUGACCUGGAUAUGUGGAAUCCUGGCUUCUUCCUGGAGGAGGGCCGGGGUCUGUCGACAGUCCCUGCGCCUGCAUCCUGUACCCUCACUGUCAAGGAUCUGCUGCUCUCAGGCAGCUCUGAUGCUGCAUGGGGUGAGCCUGCAGCCCAGGACCAUCACCCAUCCACGGUCCCACAGCAGCCACAGGUGCCCAACUCCCUACUGACGCAGGGCCAGGGGCAGUUCCAGGAGCUCGUGCUGACAGAGGAUGAGAAGAAACUGCUGGCAAAGGAGGGGGUGUCCCUGCCCACGCAGCUGCCCCUCACCAAGUAUGAGGAGCGAGUGCUGAAGAAGAUCCGGAGGAAGAUCAGAAACAAGCAGUCAGCUCAAGAGAGUCGCAAGAAGAAGAAGGAAUAUAUCGACGGGCUGGAGAGUCGGAUGUCAGCAUGCACGGCUCAAAACCAGGAGCUGCAGAGGAAAGUCCUGCACCUAGAGAAGCAGAACUCGUCUCUCCUGGAGCAGCUGAAGAAGCUGCAGGCCCUGGUGGUGCAGUCGAGCAACAAAGCAGCACAGACAGGAACCUGCAUUGCGGUCCUGCUGCUCUCCUUCGCACUCAUUGUCUUCCCCUCCAUCAGCCCUUUUGCCCAUAGCAAGGCUGAGACAGGUGGUGACUUCGGACCAGUGCGAGUUUUCUCCAGGUCCCUGCAUAACAUAGCUGCCUCCCGUGUGGCUUAUGCACAGCCCCGAGCUGGGGAUGAGAAGCCCCCAGAGCCACUGUGGUCAAAGCACCAGGGUGAAACCGAGACACUGCACAAAGCCUUUGGUAGCAGCUCCUUCACUCCACACCUCGAUAAAGCUUCCACCCAGAACAGCACACCACCAAUUGCCUCAGAGGGGCUGAGCCAGAGCGAUGGGGACCAAUCUGGCACUGCACUGGGGGACAGCACUGCACUGCACCAAAGCCUGACGUCACUCGCUUGGACAGAAACUGACCACAGCAGGCCCACAGUGCUGGAGCCAGCUGAGGAGCUUUAAGCAGCACCGAAGAACUGCAGGGGACACAGUAGGGUUCAGCACCCCAACACCUAUAGGACAGACCCAUGGGGUCCCUCUCCAGACAUGGACGGAUGCUAGAGACCAACUUGGCUUUGCUUCUAUCUGCGAACUGGGAAGAGGAGACUAGUUCCUAUUGGCCUUACCAGGAGGAAAGGAAGGGGCUGCCCCUGCCUGCUGGAUACAGCAGGAGCUGGGGAAGAGGCAUGGGUUUGGUCAAGAAGGGAAUGGGGGUACCAGAGGAGGCCUGGUCUGGCUGGAUGUUGACAUUGCAGCUUGGUGGUUUUGUUCUCUUUUU
Meleagris gallopavo (turkey) is the source of this 1902-nucleotide messenger RNA. It is a transcript of the gene CREB3L3, whose product is annotated as cAMP responsive element binding protein 3 like 3. Gene Ontology annotation, cellular component: nucleus. Gene Ontology annotation, biological process: regulation of transcription by RNA polymerase II. Gene Ontology annotation, molecular function: DNA-binding transcription factor activity, RNA polymerase II-specific; RNA polymerase II cis-regulatory region sequence-specific DNA binding. The record is from RefSeq and is a predicted model, not a curated record. NCBI's taxonomy places the organism in Eukaryota, Metazoa, Chordata, Aves, Galliformes, Phasianidae.